Molecule: messenger RNA, 273 nt
Organism: Aspergillus calidoustus
Lineage: Eukaryota; Fungi; Ascomycota; Eurotiomycetes; Eurotiales; Aspergillaceae
Source: the annotation of a GenBank genome assembly
AUGAAGCUCUAUGUCGUUCUCGCCACCCUGAUGGCUUCCGCCAUGGCGUAUGAGGCUGUCAGCACACCGCCUUGCGAAAAAUAUGAAGUCUUUCUCGAGUGCGGAUCUGCGUGCCACCCUACCUGCGAGACCUUCGGAGAGCCGGUCGAAGUUUGCACAGCGCAGUGUGUUUCAGGAUGCUACUGCAAGGAGGGAACCUUGCGAGUUGAGAGCGGAGGUUGCGUUCGAGAGAAGAAAUGCAAGAAACCCGAUGGCUGCCCGGCUCCAAAGUAA